This is a messenger RNA of Haliotis rufescens (red abalone), 1263 nucleotides long. Its product is annotated as carbohydrate sulfotransferase 4-like. The record is from RefSeq and is a predicted model, not a curated record. Gene Ontology annotation, molecular function: N-acetylglucosamine 6-O-sulfotransferase activity. Bases 65 to 811 code for a protein of 248 amino acids. Gene Ontology annotation, biological process: sulfur compound metabolic process; N-acetylglucosamine metabolic process. The transcript has a single exon. NCBI's taxonomy places the organism in Eukaryota, Metazoa, Mollusca, Gastropoda, Lepetellida, Haliotidae.
UUAUAUAAGCGAAGUGUCGAACAUCAUAAGUUCAAAACUCGAAUGUCGAUUAACGGACCUUGAUAUGGAAUCCUUAACACAGUAUCAUUUGAAACGAAGUCGAGAUACAAAGCCUUAUUUCGAUUGCAUCAAACCCCACCGAACCAACGUUACAAAGGUGGACAUAUACCGAUGCCUACACCUUGUCCAAAAACCAUGCUCAGCUUCAAAAGUGCGCGUUGUCAAGGAAAUCCGCCUACCAAUGGAAGCCAUGGAUACAAUCCUCCGAGCUAGCCAAUCAGCGAAGAUGAUACAUCUGCUCCGCGACCCUCGAGCCGCCAUUCGCUCACAAAUGAUGUACGGCAAUAGUCCAACACCUAUAGUGUAUCCUUACGCCAAAAAGACGUGUAAAGAUGUUUUGAAGGAUAUAAAAAUUCGAGAACAGCUAGAAAAAAAGUAUCCGGGGAGGAUAAAGGUUAUUUUUUAUGAAGACCUGGCAAAGGAACCGCUCCGCGUUACCAAGGAGAUGUAUGCAUUUGCAGGACUACGUUUUACAGCGGAGGUGGAAAAGUACGUGAAAAGUAUUACUUCCGGGGAGAUAAAUACGUCGUGCCUGCUGUGUAUUUAUAAGUCUGACUCGGUGUAUGAAUCGCAAAAAUGGCGGAAGGGUAUAGACUAUUAUACAGCAAUUCUGAUAGACAGUUUGUGUGGUGAGGUGUACGAAAAAUUGGGAUAUCUGCCUCUCAAGACCGAAAAACAACUCAGGGAUACAAACCAGUCGUUAAGGAAAGCUACACAUCACAGUAGAAUUCCAGUAUUGUCCAAAAAAUGAAUCUAUGGAUCAUGUAUUAUAUCUUCCGCUUCUGAGAAUUGUUUGAUUUAAAGAAAGAUUAAUUCUUCAAGAUGCAACAGCGCUAUAACAAUUAUCAAUAUAAUCUAUAACGUCAACGCCAGAACAUGUCGCCUUUGUAAAGAAUACCGAUGCGGCAUUAAAUGUACUUACUCACUUAAUGUGAAUGUUGAUAAGACAUAAUAACACAGAUUGGAAGGUCACUCACCUGGCUGAUUCAGAGAGGAAUGAUAGAUACCUGUGAAUCGAUACUCCCAUUAUCCAUCAACGGUUAUGUUGUGAGAUACGCCUGAACUUCAAUACCGAUGACUACACAGUAUUGCCUCAUGAACGCUACAGUUUUGCCCCAUGAACACAACACAGUAUUGCCUCAUGAACGCUACAGUUUUGCCCCAUGAACACAACACAGUAUUGCCCCAUGAACACUACACAGU